Betta splendens (Siamese fighting fish) is the source of this 2889-nucleotide messenger RNA. Its product is annotated as alpha-1A adrenergic receptor-like. Lineage: Eukaryota; Metazoa; Chordata; Actinopteri; Anabantiformes; Osphronemidae. Gene Ontology annotation, molecular function: alpha1-adrenergic receptor activity. Gene Ontology annotation, cellular component: membrane. Gene Ontology annotation, biological process: phospholipase C-activating G protein-coupled receptor signaling pathway; adenylate cyclase-activating adrenergic receptor signaling pathway; positive regulation of cytosolic calcium ion concentration. The transcript has 5 exons. The record is from RefSeq and is a predicted model, not a curated record. Bases 988 to 2325 code for a protein of 445 amino acids.
GAAAAUGCAAACGUAGGUUUCACAGUGACAUAAAUGUGAGCAGGUUCUGAAGGAAGUCCUGUUUAUGAGACUGAUUCUUCAGCAGGUGAGCGAAUAGAACAGCUGACGUAACAGCGGUGGUGGAAGCUGACAUCAUCACACAUUCACAUCACUGAUCACGUCCGCCCUGUCUCGGCGUCUCAUGUUCUGGUUCUAAUGCGGGUGCUGUUACAUUGUGACAUUGGGUCGCUUCAGAACCACAGAGCCACCGUUUUAUUCAGGCCAAUAACUGUGGAGCUGCUUCAGCCGUGUUCUGGACGGUUCCAUCCUCCGGUUCUGCUGCCCGCUGUGGAACCACUGACUGGACCGUGCUGUCUGACUGGUGGUCAUUGUUGCCGUGCCGACGGCGUGGCGCACAUACCUAACAGGCCUGAAAAUAGAGCGGGGCUACUUUUACCACCUGAGAGCAGCGACCUCGGCCCGGAGGACGCGCCGCGAGGGUCUACAUUUCAGCCUCACUGGUUCCUGAGUCCGAAGCUGCUGCUGUUCAUCUCUACUCUGAUUGUCACCUGUGCAGUGUGUUUUCUGCAUGACUGAAAAACCAUCAGUCAUAGUCCGACGAGAAUCUAUUUCAGUGUUGCCAUCGUGAGAGACUGUCUCUUUCUGUGUUUCUGCGUCUCUUUUCCUUUUUUCUUUCUUCGCUCGGACUUUCCCACAUUAAACACUUGAACCAUAAAAGGACACGCGGUUUAGUCUCGGAGCUGCUGGUCGACGGUGCGUCUUAAACGUCCACCUGCUGCUCGGCGCGCGCGCCUCAAACGAGCCCGCACGAGCGCAACUCUCAGCCCGGGGUUUCACGGCGGGACCGGAGCGCUGUCACCGUCCACGAACCCGGACGCCGAUUCCACAUUUGGGAAUUUUUCAACACACCAGAGCUGAAGGUUAAACUUCCACUGACGAGGAAACGACGCAGUGGUGAGUGAGGACCGAGCGACGCGCGGAGCCGCCAUGAGUCUGUGGAGCAACCACUCUCUCGUGGACCUUCACGGCGGGACGCAGCCGCCGCCGUCGGGCUUCAACUUCUCCUCCAACCGGAGCCACGGCGACGCCGCCCCGCUGGACCUGCGGCGGGCGGUGCCGGUGGGCAUGGUGCUCGCCUCCUUCAUCCUGUUCGCUAUCGUGGGGAACAUUCUGGUGAUUCUGGCGGUGGUUUGUAACCGGCACCUGCGCAUCCCGACCAACUACUUCAUCAUCAACCUGGCGAUCGCGGACCUGCUGCUGGGAACCACCGUCCUGCCGGUGUCCGCAACGCUGGAGGUCUUGGAUUACUGGGUUUUCGGGCGGAUCUUCUGUGACAUCUGGGCGGCGGUGGAUGUUCUGUGCUGCACAGCAUCCAUCAUGUCGCUGUGUGUCAUCUCCAUCGACCGCUACAUUGGCGUUCGCUACCCUCUGCAGUACCCGAUGAUUGUCACGGAGAAGCGGGCCCUGCUCGCAAUGCUCGGCGUCUGGGUCCUCGCCUUCGUCAUCUCCAUCGGGCCCUUGCUGGGCUGGAAGCAGCCGCCAUCACAGGAUGACACCACGUGUCAGAUCACCGAGGAGCCGUUCUACACCCUCUUCUCCUCCCUCGGCUCCUUCUACAUCCCUCUGGCCGUCAUCCUGGCCAUGUACUGCCGCGUCUACAUCGUUGCCAAGCGCACCACUAAGAACCUGGAGGCCGGCAUGAUGAAAGAGCGCCAGGAGGACUCCAAUGAGCUCACGCUGAGGAUCCACUGCAGGAACCAGCAGGUCCACGAGAUGUGUCCCGGAUCCUCGGCCGGACGCAGUUCCCUCUCUGUCAAGCUGCUCAAGUUCUCCAGGGAGAAGAAAGCUGCCAAGACGCUGGGUGUGGUGGUCGGCAUGUUCAUCCUGUGCUGGCUGCCGUUCUUCUUGGUUCUGCCUAUCGGCUCGUUUAACAGCAGCCUUCGUCCCCCUGAAGCCUGUUUUAAAGUCAUUUUUUGGCUUGGAUACUUCAACAGCUGCUUGAACCCCAUCAUCUACCCAUGCUACAGCCGAGAGUUCAAGCAGGCCUUCAUCCGCAUCCUGCACUGCCGCUGGAAGAGGAAGCGCCAGGGCUGGCAGGCCUACUCCAACUACCGCUGCCACCAGGGCUCCAACACCUCGUCCUUCCUGAACGGCAGCCAGCAGACGCUGACCUCCAUCAGCCCCAGCCCUCGCUGCCAGGCCCCCCGGCCGCCGCCCCGGAGCCUCCUGCCUGGACCGGCAGCGAUGACGCGCCCGGGCUCGGAGGCGAACGGCCCAACUGGACACAAAGACGACGAGCGGAACCGCAGAGCUUCCAAACUGUGACGGAGCAGAGACUGGGCCACAGCCGGAGGAACUGGUCCCACCUCAGCCUCCACCGGCUUCAAACUGUACCCGCUCCUACAGAGCAGAACCGCCUGCUGCGGACGGAGCGCAAAAACACAGCUGUAAAAUACGGUGAAGGACAUCGAUGUAAAUAUUACUGAUAUAAAUACAAAACUGGUGAAAGUAUCCUUAAUAUAUUUACUUUGUAAGAAACUUAAAUAAUUAGAACUAAAGUCAAACUGUAAAUGUGAAAUAAAUGUAUUCAUUCACUGAGUGGACUUUAAGAGAACCCAGAGAGAACACACACACACACACACACACACCACUGAUCAUGGAUGACAUUCCUGUGAAAGCCUCCUACCAGCAGAACUCUUAUUGACCUUCUCACUGAUCAUAUUAGAACCCGGUCACGUUCUGAUCGCACAGACGUCUGAUUGCCUGAGAAUGGGUGUACUUUUGUUCUGCACUGGAGAUGUCACCGUGUUGUUCUUCUUCAUCACAAUAGUGUUUGAGGUGUUUUAGUCACAGUUUAAUAAACUCUUCAAUAAAAUAAUUGAGACAACA